AUGACUCCAAAGAUCGCUCAAUCGCUAUUCGUCGAGCAGCAGCAGUUUUCGAUGUCCCAGAGUCAACUCUCCGUGGCCGACUACGAGGAUGCCACUAUCGCAAAGAACAACGCGCAAAUAGCAAUAAGCCAUCUGAAACCCAGGAGGCAUCAGUACGAUGGAUACAAUCACUUGAUAGCCGUAGAGCGCCCCCAAAACAUGCUCAAGUCAAGGAGAUGGCAGAUCUACUUCUUCGGGAGGCUGAUCCUACGAGAUGUACACCAGACUUGUAAUCCUGCUUUGCGCGAAAAGUCAGCUACAAGCGGGCAGAAUGAUUUGCCAUGGGGGUUGUGGCCACUGCAAAGGUUAUAUCACGACGCGAAGAAAUUGGCAAACCGCGUCUUGGACAGCCAGGCAAUCAAGACCAUUACGCAGGGCUGGAGCUCGGGCUCCUCAGGAACGCGCAAGGUUCACCGGUCAUGA
This is a messenger RNA of Aspergillus nidulans FGSC A4, 462 nucleotides long. RefSeq lists its product as uncharacterized. The record is from RefSeq and is a predicted model, not a curated record. The transcript is spliced from 4 exons. The coding region runs from base 1 to 462 and encodes 153 amino acids. Lineage: Eukaryota; Fungi; Ascomycota; Eurotiomycetes; Eurotiales; Aspergillaceae.